Messenger RNA from Penicillium oxalicum, 546 nucleotides. Its product is annotated as copper transporter family protein. Gene Ontology annotation, cellular component: membrane. Gene Ontology annotation, molecular function: copper ion transmembrane transporter activity. Bases 1 to 546 code for a protein of 181 amino acids. The record is from RefSeq and is a predicted model, not a curated record. Gene Ontology annotation, biological process: copper ion transmembrane transport. Lineage: Eukaryota; Fungi; Ascomycota; Eurotiomycetes; Eurotiales; Aspergillaceae. The transcript has 3 exons.
AUGGACACAUCGAUGGGGACCACGACAGUCGCAAGCAAAAUCAAUGCGAUCGCGCAAGCUUCGUCCACCUCUGCGACGCGCAUGGAAAUGGACAUGGGCAACUCCUGCAAGAUCUCGAUGCUAUGGAACUGGAAUACGGUAGACUCAUGCUUUAUCUCGGACUCCUGGCAAAUUACUUCCAACGCGAUGUUUGCCGGUUGCUGCAUUGGUGUCAUUAUUCUAGUCAUAGUCCUUGAAUUUCUACGUCGUCUGGGAAAGGAGUAUGAGCGUUUUUUGCUAAGAAGCCACAAACAACGCCUUCAACAGUUAGGAUCGGAGGCAUUCACGGCCGUCGAGCCAUUAUGUGGCUCGAAUACAAUGCAAACUUUCAAUCCCACGAUACCUCAGCAGAGUGUCCGGGCCCUGCUGCAUACGGUGCAAUUUGCAGUGGCCUAUUUCAUCAUGCUCCUUGCCAUGUACUACAAUGGUUACUUUUUGAUCUGCAUCCUCAUCGGCGCCUACAUCGGCUCGUUCGUCUUCUCGUGGGAACCUGUUCAAUUUGAGUAA